AGGCCGGCAGCUCCCCGGCGAGUUUCACGGCGCCGGUCGUCGAGCUCCCAACGCACCAUUGCCGAGCUCACACACCACCGUCGAUUCCCGACAAACUCUUGCACAAUAUCUGUCGUGGCCCUAAUUGAACACAACAACCCUGAAAAUGACAAAAAUCAGUUCGUAAACAUCCAAAACGCAGUAGUGCAACCGCGUCGCCUCGCCGGUCAGGCGCCUCUUCUCCGUCGACGUCUUGUUGCCUCGAUGGUCAGCCGCCUCUUCUCCGUCGGCGUGUUGUCGCGUCGCGUCAUCUCCGUCCACGUUAUGUCAUCUCCGUCCGCCAUUCCCCGACGCAUCGUCUUGCCGUCGUCCACCGCCUACACGUCGACUAGCCUCCGAAAGCUGCCGCGUCGCCUCGCCGCUGACCUCCCCUGCGUCGCAUCGACUCCAUCCACCGCCGUUACUACUCGCCUCCAUCUGCCUUUCAUCGAAACAGUGAAUCGGCAGUCUGACAACUACGUGAAGAGAUCCACCUCCACGCCGGUCUUCCACACCUUCAUCUCCACCGUGGCCGAGCGGACAGGCGUUGUCGUCUCGAUUGACUACCGCCUAGCGUCGGAGACCCCCCUCAGAGAUUUGCUAUUCAAAUAUAGGCAUUGGGGUACAUAA
Molecule: messenger RNA, 648 nt
Organism: Striga asiatica
Lineage: Eukaryota; Viridiplantae; Streptophyta; Magnoliopsida; Lamiales; Orobanchaceae
Source: the annotation of a GenBank genome assembly